This is a messenger RNA of Cajanus cajan (pigeon pea), 2085 nucleotides long. Its product is annotated as E3 ubiquitin-protein ligase WAVH1. The record is from RefSeq and is a predicted model, not a curated record. Lineage: Eukaryota; Viridiplantae; Streptophyta; Magnoliopsida; Fabales; Fabaceae.
GAAGGGAAAAGCGUAGCUGAUUCUAUUUCUAGUCGACUGUCAUUUCCUUUUCUGUUGCCUUUCCAAGGUUUGGAACCGGCAAAACAAAACCAUCAAAAUCCUCAGGUUGGGUUCUGAGGAUGGUUUCUGGAUGGAGAAAGACGUUUCGCACAUCCAACAAUAUGCCUCAAAACACAUCGUUACCAGAUAGCGAUUAUUACGAUAACACGGAUCCAUGUCCCAGAAUCACUUCCGAUUUCUCACUCUUCUCCACCCCACCAUCCAUUCCGCACACCCUCCGUUGCCCAACCAAUACCAAACGCACCACUCCCUCUCCCUCCUCCACCCUCUCUUUUCUCAAAGCCACCUUACACUUAUCCAAACGCUCCUGUGGAAUCUGCACGCACACUGUCAAAUUCGGCCAAGGAAAAGCAAUCUUCACAGCGGAGUGCUCUCACGUAUUUCACUUCCCAUGCAUAGCAGCUCACGUGAGAAACCACCCAAUCCUCACGUGCCCCGUCUGCAACGCCAACUGGAAACAACUGCAAAACGCACACCAAAACCCUGCGCACCACCUCAAAACGACCAAGUCGUUUAACUACAACGACGACGAGCCACUCAUGUCGCCCACUUCAGUUUCGCGUUUCAACCCCAUACCCGAAUCCAACGAGAACGAAGAAGAAGAAGACGACGACGAAGAACAACCAAACGACCAACCAAUAAGCUUCCGUGUCUCACCAUCGCUCAAAACCAGAAACAUCGAAGCCUGCUUCUCGCCGGAAGCUGCAAUUGUCGCCUCCAACCGAAGCUCCGAGACCUACGUUGCGCUCUUCAAGGUCAAGGCGCCGCCGCGUUCCGCGCCGCCGAAUCGUCCUCCGGUGGACCUCGUCACGGUGCUCGACCUCAGCGGGAACGCCUCCAGCGAAGAGCUUCGUAUGCUGAAACGCUCCAUGCAAGUCGUGAUCUCGUCGCUCGGCUCCGCCGACCGUCUCUCCGUCGUCGCAUUCUCCGGCGGCUCUAAGCGGCUGUUUCCGCUCAGGAGAAUGACCGGCCGCGGACAAACCGCGGCGCGGCGCGUCGUCGACGCGCUGACGGAGCUCCGUCACGACGGAGCUCCGGCGAGGAACGACGCGCUGAAGAAAGCGGCGAAGGUUCUGGAAGACCGACGGCAGAAUAACACCAUCGCCAAAAUCAUCCUCCUCACGAACAACCACGAGGAUCAGCGGUUAUCCUCCACGCGCUUCCCCGUUCAUUCUCUGAGAAUCUCCCUCGAUGGCGCGUGUGACCACGCGCACCGCGAAAGCGAGUUGGCGAAGCGCGUGGGGAAUUUGUUGAGCGUGGUGGCGCAAGACUUCAGGGUAGAACUAAAACUCGCGUCGCGCUCGGCCCCGGCGGAGAUCGCCGCCGUGUAUUCUUUAUCCAAGAGUUUCACCGCCGCUCUCUCGCCAGAUUCCGCCGCUUUGGGCGAUCUCCACGCGGCAGAGGAGAGAGAAUUGCUGUUGGAAUUUAAAGUGCCAGGUGGCACAGCGUCGCGUGGGUCCCAAUCCCAGUCCCAGUCCCACCAUCAUUUUAUAUCCGUACGUUGUUCCCACCGCGACCCCUUCACUCAAGAGCUUGUGAAUUCGAAGGAGCGUGAACUAAUCGUUCCGCGACCCCACACGGUGCGAUCGUGUGACCGGUUGAGGCGGUGCCACGUCAGCGCUCGAGCCGUGGCCGAGUCGAGACGGCUCGUGGCUCGCAACAAUGUGUGUGGCGCGGUUCAGUUGCUGUCAUCGGCUCGAGCCUUGGUGAGCCGCGAACAGGGUGAUGAGUGUUUGCAAUGGCUGGAAGCCGAGCUGAGGAGCCAAAAGCUAAGAAGUGGCAGUAAUUGGAUGGAGGAUAAGGGCGAGCCGCUUACGCCCAUGUCGGCUUGGAGAGUAGCUGAGAGAUUGGCUAAAGUGGCUAUCAUGAGAAAGUCCAUGAAUAGAGUGAGCGACUUACAUGGCUUCGAAGACGCCAGAUUUUAAAUGUAUUCCCCCCCCUUUUCAAUUUAUCUCUUAUUUUUCUAGUUUGUAAAGGGAGAAAAUAAAGUAUUAAUAAAAAUCUUGUUUUCCUAUUUAUGAUUUA